Dovyalis caffra is the source of this 858-nucleotide messenger RNA. NCBI's taxonomy places the organism in Eukaryota, Viridiplantae, Streptophyta, Magnoliopsida, Malpighiales, Salicaceae. The record is from the annotation of a GenBank genome assembly.
AUGAUACAUGGCUAUGGUGGUGAUGCAAGGUGGCAGUUUCUCUAUCAAGUGGGUUCCCUGUCGCAAAAUUUUAAUUUGUAUGUUCCAGAUUUAUUGUUUUUCGGCAAGUCUUAUUCGAAGCGGUCAGACCGAACAGAUGUGUUUCAAGCAAGGAGUUUGGUUGAAGGUUUGAAAAGAUUGGGCGUAGACAGGUUCUCGGUGUACUCGAUUAGCUAUGGAGGGUUUGUGGCAUAUCGGAUGGCUGAAAUUUGUGCAGAGGAGGUGGAGAAGGUUGUAAUUGUGAGUAGUGGGUUAGGUUCCAGUGAUGAACAGAUAGAGGAGCAGAUUAAGAAAGUUGGAAGAGAUCCGGAAGAGAUACUUCUGCCCAAACAUCCAAAAGAUCUGAGGCUCUUAGUGAACCUAUCAGUAUACAAGACCAAGCCCUUGAGGUGGCUUCCUGAUUUUUUCCUUCAGGAGUUUAUCGAUGUAAUGGUUAAUAUUCGGAGAAAGGAAAAGUUAGAGCUACUGGAGAACUUGCUGGCCGAAAAAGCUGAUACAAACCUUCCCAUUCUAACACAGGAAACACUGCUAAUAUGGGGUGACCAGGAUAAUGUGUUCCCAGUAAACUUGGCCUAUAAAUUGCAAAGGCACUUGGGACCAAAAUCAAAGGUAAAGAUAAUCAAGGACAUGGGUCAUGCUGCAAAUAUAGAGUCGCCUGGUGCUGUGAAUGCUUUGAUUACAUCAUUUGUUUUGGGUUUUGAGGAUGGCGUGGGAAGAGUGAUCAUUGCUGCUAACUUACACAUUUCAAUCAACUAUGAAAAGGAAAUGCAAGAAAGAAGUGGGAUGGAGUGGAGCCUAAAUAUGGGGCUUGGUGAGUAG